Eruca vesicaria subsp. sativa (arugula) is the source of this 957-nucleotide messenger RNA. Lineage: Eukaryota; Viridiplantae; Streptophyta; Magnoliopsida; Brassicales; Brassicaceae. The record is from the annotation of a GenBank genome assembly.
AUGUCUAUAUUCGAAACUCCUUCCCAGCUGGAACCAAACCCGAAAAGACAGAGGAUCGAACCGGUGUUCGAACCAAACCCCAAAAGACAGAGGAUCGAACCCGUGUUCAACAACUCAUCAUUAUCUUCAAUCCCAUGUCCUCACUCCUACGCUCAACACGGUGUCUGCACCGCCUGUAAUUCAAUGAUUGAAAGAUGCCACUACAGAUCAUUCAACUGUUUCAAAGACGGUGUUCAGAUACGCCACGAGGCCGUCGCAUCAGCGAAGCGCCUCAUGACUAAGUUCUCUUAUAUGGGCGACAAGAAACUUCCAUUAGUCCUUGACCUAGACCAUACCCUUGUCCACACCACAACUGUUUCUUCUCUCACCGAAACAGAGAAGUAUCUAAUCCAAGAAGCGGGUUCAAGGCACGAUCUCUGGCUCUUGAAAUCUGACGUCGAGCACUUGAUAAAGCUACGUCCUUUUGUUCUCGAUUUCUUGAAAGAAGCUCGCAAGAUGUUCAACAUGCAUGUCUACACAAUGGGUAACCGUUAUUACGCUGAAUCCGUCCUCGAGCUGAUCGAUCCGAGGCGCAUCUAUUUCGGUAAAAGAGUGAUAACGAGAGAGGAGAGUCCUUACAUGAAGACGCUUGAUUUGGUUUUUGCUGAUGAGCGCUGUGUGGUGAUCGUGGAUGAUACACGUGAAGUCUGGCCUGAUCACAAGAGCAACUUGGUUGAGAUUAGCAGGUACUGCUAUUUCAGGAUGAGUAACGACCAAUGUUCAAGGCCUUACUCUGAGGAGAGGAUAGAUGAAAGUGAAUGCAACGGUGGAUUGGUUAAUGUUUUGAGGUUGUUAAAGGAAGUUCACUGUGGAUUCUUUAGAGUCAAAGAAGAGUUGGAGUCUAAAGACGUGAGGUUGCUGCUGCAAGAGAUUGAAUUCAGUCGUGGUGUAUUACAGGGAGAAUCUCUUAUUCUGUAG